This is a messenger RNA of Aspergillus thermomutatus, 1944 nucleotides long. Its product is annotated as fungal specific transcription factor domain-containing protein. The coding region runs from base 1 to 1944 and encodes 647 amino acids. The record is from RefSeq and is a predicted model, not a curated record. NCBI's taxonomy places the organism in Eukaryota, Fungi, Ascomycota, Eurotiomycetes, Eurotiales, Aspergillaceae. Gene Ontology annotation, biological process: regulation of DNA-templated transcription. The transcript has 5 exons. Gene Ontology annotation, cellular component: nucleus. Gene Ontology annotation, molecular function: DNA-binding transcription factor activity, RNA polymerase II-specific; transcription cis-regulatory region binding.
AUGCCUACCAGAACCCUGACCAACCAUGCACAAGAUGCCAAAAGUAUCAGACUGAAUGUGUCAUUUCAGACCCUUUUCGAAGGGAACAUAAACGCCAGUAUGCGUCGAGCCGAACUGGAACAGGAGGCGAAUGAGCUCCGGCAGCAAUUGCAAUUGCAAGCUGCACCGGCUCCAGGCCACCAUGCUUCGCCCAUAGCCAUGCUCACAGCUGCAGCAGAGAUGGGAGUGCACUCUGCAAGCAGCGAGGUUGCAUUAAGUCUGCCUACACCCCCUGCUCCUGCUCUUCCCACUCCUCCGGCCUCUGGUCCUUCUCCUUCUUGUGGCGCUGCUCCUCCUGUCCAAUCGUAUGCCCAGCAGGUGCUGUCCUCGGGAUGUCUAGAAGCGCCUCUAGCCCAAGCGGAUAUCGAGUCGGGCAAUCGUCUAGAGCCGACUGUCCCCCGUACCUUGAAUAACGUAACGGUGGAAGCAGCCGAGAUCGAUGAUCUGUUCCAAUUGUUCUUCCGUGAAUAUUCGCAUUUCCUUCCCAUUCUCGACAUCGGACUGACCCCUAACGCAUAUUACACACAAUGCCCUUUCCUGUUCUGGGCUAUUAUCGGGGUUGCGUGCAGGUCGUACUCGAAAAACCCAACGCUACUGACGGCUCUCUCACGGGGCAUUCUUGAGAUGGCUUUACUCUCAGCCUUGUCAACAACACCAUGGCACACGAUUCAAGGACUGUUGUUGCUUCUCACAUGGCCCUUUGCGAAGGACAAAACUGGGUCGGAUGCGAUGUUCACCUUGAGUGGCAUGAUGCUACAUAUUGCCAUGCAGAACGGGAUGCACAUACCUGUGUCGAGCCAUGAGUUUUCCAGGGUCAAAACUCCUGCACCGUCCGAAGAUGACAUGAUUCGGCGUUCGGAACUUUGGGCACAUUGCGUGAUUGCUUAUCAGAACUCUUGCGUUGUCAAAGGGCAAUUAGCUCGCACUCUCAAGGAUAUGCAGCAGGAACUAUGGCUGACCCAGCGCUUGUUCCAGAGAAUCGCACCAGGUUUGGUGUGCAAACUCAAAUGCUUGGACCUGGUAACCAGAUGCAGCGCGGUAGUAGUCGAAAACGGCGUGCGAACUAUGAAUUUGGAACAGGAGCGCUCGUUGGAUAUCAUUCUUCGCACAUACGAGAGCCAAAUCGCAGACUUGGAAGCCCAGUUCACUUCCGCAGUCGACAGAUUCCACGUAGCUCUGUGCCGCUUGCACAUUCAAGUCCUUCAUUUUCACAAGAUCGAAACCCUAUCUUCCACCGGCUGCUUGCCGCGCAUUUUGGCCGCCGCUUGUCGAGUCGUUGACUUCGUCCAGUCUUUAGCUCAAACACCCGGCCGCCUGGUGACUACACCCAUCCAGAUAAACUUCGGGCUCAUCCUCGCUUCAGUGACCCUUCUCCGCAUCCUCAAAAUAUCCGCAUCGCAUGAUCUGGACCUCGAACGAGCCAGAGCCUCGUUUUUUGCGGGAAUCAAUUUCGCCAAGGAGAUGUCGGUCCAGCAGAACGAUAGUGCCGCGAAGGCCGUCUUCAUCGUGAACGAGCUCUGGAAUAACCCCAAGGCCUACCACAAGCCCGACGGCAGCGUGUUCUCGCCCCUCAGAGUGCGGGGUCGUCUCGUUCUUAGUCCCAUCCUCGACGCGGUCUGGUGGUGGCGCGAUGAGAAUGAACCUCAAUACCGUUCGAUGUAUUUUCCGCAGGGGGAGGCAGCGGAUGGUAUACCUCCCAUUCCUCAAGCUCAGCGUGCACACACUGAUGACCCCAUGAUCUCAGGAGCCGAGAGCGCUCGCAACAACCCCAAUGCGGCAGCCAGCACCUUGGCCGCCUUCGCCGAGAGACAGGACUCAGCUCGUGUCGACGACCACUUCCUCGCAGAUUUCGAAUGGGCCUUGUGCGAAGAUGAAUUCUUCCUGACUGCCGGUCCUUACACUUAG